UCCCGUCUCUCACCCUGCUCUUCACUCCUCUGCUCUCCACAGUAUGAUAUCUGAGGGACCAUUCUGCACCGGAUAGUUCUGUCUCCACAGCGAACAUGAAUGAGAUCAAGAUCGCUGUGCUGGGCAGUGAAGGGGUCGGAAAAUCAGCUCUCAUCGUCCGGUUCCUCACCAGGCGCUUUAUCGGCGAGUACGCGUCCUCUUCAGAGUGCAUAUACAGAAAGCGUCUGUCUGUGGACGGGAAGCAGAUGAACCUUGAGCUCUAUGACCCAUGUUCUCAGGCCUGUGAGGGCAAGUCUACUGUAAACGACCAGAUCCACUGGGCUGAUGGUUUCGUUGUGGUCUAUGAUAUCAGUGACCGCUCCUCCUUCCUCACUGCCAAAGCUAUAAUGCACCUAAUCAGAGAGCUCCACCUGGGACCUGCCAAAAGGAGCGCGGACCCGCUCAUAUUCCUGGUGGGCAACAAACAGGACCUGUGCCACAUGAGAGAAGUGCGGCGUGAAGAGGGUCAGUGUCUGGCUUCUGAGUUUCACUGCCAGUUCUACGAGCUGUCAGCUGCUGAGCACCACCAGGAGGUGGCGCUCAUAUUCUUCAAGAUGGUGCAAAGUGCCAGCUUGGGCAGCAAGGCCAAGGAGCGCAGGAGACGCCCCAGCGGCUCCAAGUCCAUGGCCAAACUCAUCAACAACGUCUUUGGCAAAAGGAGGAAAUCAGUGUGAAGUGUCAAAUACAAGGACAGCUGUCUGUCAAAGCUGGACAAAUGGCAUUGGACUGAACACACCUAUUGGCUUGGCUUUGUGACUUUGAUUGUGAUUGGUGUUGCUGUUGAUUAAACUGACGUCUGUAUGUACAAAGAGGUAUUAGUGUAUAUAAUAUUAGUACACAGCAUGUACUGUCUGAGCCUACUUGCCCCUUAUGUCCACUAAUUUGUGUAUUUACUCUUAAAGUCGAAAUGGAAUGAAAAAUGCUUUUUUUAAAAACCAUUUAAGAUCAUAUCCCCAGUCAUAUUCUGCACCAAUUCAACAAUAUACCAUAUGUACAUAUUCAAAAAAUCUAGUUCUUUGUAUUCUAAAUCCAAUCAGGUUUUCCUCCUGUAAAACAAAAUGUGUGCUUAUAUAAGCCAUUACCAUCCGGUUCCAAGAUAAAAUAUCAUAACAUCUAUCAUCAAUCCAGGGUUACCAACUUUGGUCAGAGGGCCGGAAUGAGAUUUUACCUUGUGACAUAAUAUCUGCUUGUGUGUGCGUGGUCAUGAAAAGACGUGGAAGAAAGAAGAAAUGAGUGUACGUUUACAUAUUCAUAUCUAUAGGCCUAAACCCCACAUACGUGCAUAGAUGCUCAAUAUUUGUUUUAUGGCGCAGAUCAAGGUCAGUUUCAUCAAUCUGAUGGUAGUUUUGAUCAUCUGCUUAAAAAAUCCAGUAAUAUAUCCUGUUGUGAGAAAAAGAAAGAUUUCAAGGGGGGUUCUCCCCCAAGAAAAUGUUUAAAGUUCACACAGCGAAAUCCUAUUUUCAUGCAGUUUCAUACAGAAAUAGAUAAAUUCAAGGACUUUCGAUGACCUGUGUACAUGUAUGCAUAUUUUCAAAAACUUUCCAGGGCUUGAAAUGAUUUUUUCUAAUUCACAAACUUUAAAGGAUUUCAAGGACCCGUGGGAACCCUGUUGAUUUAUCAUGUUUUAUGUGGCCUUUUGAGACUCCAUCAUAAAAUGUGCUAAAUGUUUAGCAUCUGUGAGCCCCAGGAGAAAAAUGUAAGCCUUAGGCUUACAAAUAAGUUUAAAUAAGAAAACCCAAUGUAAACUGCCAUUUAUUUAUUCUGCUAAAAUAUGUAAUUUAUGGCCAGGAAUGAUCAUGGCAUACAUGUGCAGUUAAUUACCUGGAGUGUUCAUUUGAAACAACCCAGUGUAUGCACGGUAUGCAAUUCUAUAUAAUAAGUUCAUGCCAUAACUCAGCAUUAACCAGUUAAUGUAAAAUGAUAUGCUGUUCCCAUGUUUGUCCAUUAGAUGGCUGUAGAAGGCAAUGAGUGAACUUAAAGCACUACUCCGGCGUUAUUCAAUCCAUCCAUAGCUCUGUUGUCUUAGGUCACGGAAUGCUGUCUAUAGAAAAAAACAACAAAAUUUGUAGGAGACGGGGAAGGACGAUGAAGUUCAGGGUAGCCCCCACGGGACCUAAACUUGCUUUCUGAGAAUAUUAUGCGGUCUAGUCAAGCCACACAAUGGGCUGGACAUUAAAAAAAAAAAAAAAAAAAGACUCGGCGACAGUGGAGUGAGAUUUCUUAAAUGGGCCUGAGAGCGUGACAUUGAUGGUGAAAGAGUGACAGUCACACCAGAUGCGUGAGAGUUGGCAACCCUGUCAAUCACUGCAACUUUUAGCCACACAGUGCUAAGAUUACAUUAGCUAGCUAGCGACGGCAUGCUACGUUGGUGUGUCUUUGUUUCCCCAAAAUACUGUGGCCCUCAUGCUAGAAUUUAUUUACUAAUGUUACUUGGAGCAUAUGAUGGACUUUGUCUCUCUUUUUCUGAUGAAUACUCCUAUCCAAUGGCAAAAUCAGUAUUGGCAAAUACAUGAUGUGAAUGAAGGGGCAAACAGAACAGUUUUUUUCCAGUGGCAAAGCAAAUUAGCAUCUUCACACUGUUUGGAGUUCAACUUUUGUUAACUUUGAAUGACGAUCGACUUUAUGUUGUAGAAUUAAACGUGAAAGUCUCUUAAGCUAGUGUUUACCACAGACUUUAUUUCAGGCAUCUAACCUUAAACCCAUUCAUAAAACCCACUGACUUUAACAUUAUGGAACAGAGAGUGCUAAAAUGCUAAUCCAUUUCCAGGAUUCAGGAUAUCCGCAGCACUCUAUUUUAUAAUACUGAUCUGAUCCUGUCUGGCUGGCAGUGAUUCAGGAGACAGGCACACAAUGUCCAAAAAUAGAAAAUGUACCAAUAAAAUCAUAUUUCACAGUAUUUAUUAGCAAGUUAGUUAACUUUAGCUAGCAAGCUACCUUGCCAUUUGCGUCACAUGAGGCACCGCCCACAUUCAGCAUGAAGAUCACCUUCAUGUGUAUCCAGGCUCUUAUGUUGUGUUCACACCAAACGUGAUGCAAAUUUUUGAAUGCUAGAAAAUUUUCUUUUGACUCAUGACUUCAUACGCACGAAUAACUCACGUCAUGGGUGCGUGAAAUCACGGAAUCGAUCAAUGAGCUUCCACUGGUACGUCCUCGGCAUCAUACAUCCCUGGAGGAUAUCAAUGCUGAUUAGCUAUCACGGCAUGAAUUGGUCGUUGAAGUUCAGAUUUUUCAACUUUUGCGAAUAAGCAUAUGACGCAAAAUUGCGCUACUCGCUUCAUUUAUGCCACUUAAUUCAAGUCAUUAAUGUUGUUUCCAUUGUGCUGCCCAGUGGAAAUUCACAUCUACUUACAUCUUUACAUUGACUUUAUAUGUAAUUCACUCUCGCAAAUUGUUUUAUUUGCGGCCAGUAUGAACAAAACAUUACACUUUCAACGAUCAAAUCAAAUUUCUCCCAGCAUUACAUCCCACCUGCCUAUCCAACUUCACUUUGAAAUACAUCAUGAUACUGAGGCUAGAUACUCUUGAAAUGCCAUUUCAUCUGGACUUUAAAGAUCAUUGCAAACUCCUUUUGACAAGCUCUGGAGCAUUUCAGCCAAAGCAACCAACUCCAGGAAAUGUUUGAAAAGCUGGUGACAUUCAAUCCAGGACAAACAACUUUCAUACUGUACUGUACCACCUCAAGUAUUGAAUCUGUCUUUUAUGACUCAAGAGUGAUCCGCAUUUUAAAUAUAUACUGCAUUAGUGCAUUAUAUAGUAUCAGUGUUACACAUAAGGGUGCAGUCAGUCAACUCUUCAUUUUCCUGACAACAGAUUCAGGAGCUUUAGUUGUGUUUGUCAGUUGAGAGCAGCAGACAGACAACAGAUACCUCAGAAUACCACAUUCAGAUGUAUAGACUGAGAUGUGAUCAAGACAUGACAGAUGGCAACAUGUAAAGGAUUCAGCUCAGAAAUUACAACUGAUUGUUACUGUGUCACAGGAACAACACACCAACGCACACCUGAUCAC
This is a messenger RNA of Epinephelus lanceolatus (giant grouper), 4045 nucleotides long. It is a transcript of the gene rergla, whose product is annotated as RERG/RAS-like a. NCBI's taxonomy places the organism in Eukaryota, Metazoa, Chordata, Actinopteri, Perciformes, Serranidae. The record is from RefSeq and is a predicted model, not a curated record. Gene Ontology annotation, molecular function: GTP binding; GTPase activity.